AUGAAGUCUCGAAUCCGAAGAACUUCUGCUUCAAUAGAUGUAACCCAUUGUGAACAAAGCGGUUCCGAUGAAGCCCUUCACGCUAACAAUUCAAAGAGUCUCGAUGUCUGUGUGUCUGAGAGUCGUAUCGAUCGGAUGCGGAAACUCCUGUCGUCACCACUGCUGAGACGAAAACCCAAUUAUCACAAAACCGUUACUCAAGUCUCGCAGUCCGAGUCCAAAGUGUUUGGCGUACCUCUGGAUGUGUUAUCUCACUCGACGUCCAACGCAAAUGAAGAUCCUUUCAUACCUUACGUCGUCACCCGUUUGUGUCAUUUCAUCGAAAACUCCGGAGGACUCCUACAGGAGGGGCUCUUCCGGAUCAGUGGCAACGCAAAGAUGAUCGAGAAAUUGAAGCAUUCGUUUGAUACGACCGGAGACGCAAACCUCGAGACCGAUGGCGACAUCCCUUCGGCAUCGGCUCUGUUGAAGUUGUUUCUGCGAGAACUGCCGCAACCGCUCAUUCCAGACACUCCACUCUUCUUGGAAGCCACUAAAGAUUAUGAAACGGAUGAACAGAAAUGCGUUCAUAAUCUGCGGGCUUUGGUCUCGAGGCUGUCCGACGAAAACUAUUAUACACUCAAGUAUUUGUCAUCUUUUCUAAACCGAAUCGCUCUCCAGAAGGAGAACCGCAUGACAUCCGCCAACUUAGGCAUUGUGUUCGCGCCCAAUAUGUUUAGGGUUAGCGUCGAAACCUAUAAAGGACUCCGAGACCAGUCAAAGGCCAAUGAAGUGGUUUCACUGUUCAUCACGAAUUUCAUUGAGAUAUUUGGUGCUGACUUAACGGACAAUGCUUUUCAAUCCAUGUCUCCCCUGACCGUUGAGAUACCAAACCUGGGUCUCAGCGAUUCCCAGAACUCUGACGAAAAUCCAUUUGAAAUGGAAAUUCCGGCUCUUCUUCUUCACAAUACAAAUCAAGACUGUCUUCUAAACCGAAAACGCAAAGAAAGUAAAUGUGUGUCCAGUGUGUCGACCCCUCCAUUGCGCUCCAACUCUGAAGAAACGCUAUUUGACUCAAAAGACAAAGACAUGCGUCGAUGCAGUAGUGAUGAGAAUGUGUUGAAUAAUGAAUUCAUGACUGCUGUGAACAAAUUUGAAAACUUGAAUUUUGUCAGCACUUCGAGUCCACACCCGCCAGAAGCCAAACGCAGAGAAUUGGAGAGCGAGAGGAAUGAGAGGUCAGCCCUUCAUGAGAGACAGUCAAGUGUGCAAAACAGUGAGUUUGAUGACAACGCGCGACACAUUGAGAGCAAUGAAUUGAAUUCAAAUGCGAAACAGAGUUCUUUGGACGAAAUAAUUGAUAAUAUUUGUCAAGACUUUAAUGAAAACUUUGACUCUUCGAAGGAGAAUCUCAAUCAUGAAAACGAGAAUCAAAGUAACGUUGUGUUCAAAACUUGUCAAACAUUACAAACUAGUGAUGACCGGAAUAGUCGACCUCUGCUUGAGAUUACUCCCAUUGAAAACCUCAAUAACAACAAUAAUACUAAUAAUAAUAAUAAUCAUAAUAGCAAUCAAGGAAUGGAUCUCAAAGAAAAGAUUCCUCACUUAGACUUCAAGACAUUAUUUUCAAGUUGGGAAACAAAUGAGCCGAUCCUGUCUGAGCACCGGUACAGUUGGCCCCGAACUUCGCACGAGACAGAGGGCGUGGCAGUGCCCGACCACUCGGCCCCUAAUACUUCAAAUAAUGUCUCGCAGUUCUUGAAGAAAGCCGUCUCAUAUGAGGCGCCGCUGUCUCCCAGUGCUUACAGAACUUAUUUAAGUAACCGAAACAUCCAAUUGGAUCCAACGGUGCCCCCAACGCCUCCCAACGAACAGAUGAAGUUCUUCAGGACACCCAUACGUGACGCCAAACACAACGAGACCAUCAACACAAGCAUUCGCUCGAUAACUAAGAAAAUUCAAACCAUUAAAAAGAAAUUAAAACAUUUUGAACACGAAUUCGAGAGGGAAAAGGGCUUUCGGCCGUCACUCGAGCAUAAGAUGUCGUGCCCUGAAGUGAGGGCACAACUCAUCGAAAUGAAUGAACUGAAGAAAGAUCUCAAGGAAUUCAAAGACGACUUAUUUAUGGACGUAAUGGACAAACAUAACGGCAUUCCAUUGGAGGCCAAAGAGUUCAAUUGCAAUAAGUCUUUGAUUAAUAUCAGCGAAACCAUCAAAGAAAUGGAGAGAUGUAUCGAAGAGAAGCGCAAACAAGCGAAUAGACCCGAAAUUCUGGACCAAAUGUCAACGGAGGAGAUCCAGGAGGAGAAACUCACGCUUCAGAAGUCAUUGCUUCGGUUCGAGGCUCUGUUCGGUCGGCCGACUACUAAAGCCGAGCGCGAGAUUGUCCGCCCACUCUAUGACAGAUACCGAAUAGUGAAGCGAAUGGUCGCUAAAACAGUACCAAAAGGCAGCAAAGAGUCCGCAGAAUUACAGCCCAUAUUAGAGCACAUUGCGAUGGACUUCAUCUCUCCCUCCCAUUCCAAGAGUGAGGCCAUCGUCUCCCUGAGUGAGCCCACCAGCGAACUACCCGCCGGUGCUAUCGAUGAAAAUGACAUUUCAACCAAUAGUUCAAAAUCAAGUGUCAAAGACUCGAAGAAUAUUCACUUUCAGAGCAAUAAUUUGCACGAAAUGUCGUUAACAGAACUGAACCAACUGUUGGCCGAAACACGCGUUCAGAAGAAGAAUUUGAGAACUGUUUUAAGAGAUUUUGAAAAUGAAUUCUUCAAAAUAAUGGGACGAAAAGUGGAAAAGGAGGACAAAGUGAAUAUGGGAUCCGUUUAUUCCAAUUAUAAG
This is a messenger RNA of Oppiella nova, 2814 nucleotides long. NCBI's taxonomy places the organism in Eukaryota, Metazoa, Arthropoda, Arachnida, Sarcoptiformes, Oppiidae. The record is from the annotation of a GenBank genome assembly.